Molecule: messenger RNA, 279 nt
Organism: Protopolystoma xenopodis
Lineage: Eukaryota; Metazoa; Platyhelminthes; Monogenea; Polystomatidea; Polystomatidae
Source: the annotation of a GenBank genome assembly
UCAAGCUUCCCUUUCCGGUCUUUUGAUCGCUCCGUCGUUGGAACACUGCGCCUACUGGUCGCUGAGGCUGGCUGGCGAGGUCUCUGGCGCGGCGCCCUUCCUAAUGUACAACGGGCUGCUCUUGUCAACAUGGGCGAGAUGACGACCUACGAUACCUCUAAACGUUGGCUGAUCACUACUUUUGAUAUGCAGGUAUGCCAAUCUAACGACUGGCACAGUCUAGCUAGUGUCAUUUAUAAAAUCGGCUGUCAUUCCUUAAUGCCAUCAAUCUUUAAAUGA